Messenger RNA from Pungitius pungitius (ninespine stickleback), 3218 nucleotides. It is a transcript of the gene ap1ar, whose product is annotated as adaptor related protein complex 1 associated regulatory protein. Bases 328 to 1227 code for a protein of 299 amino acids. Gene Ontology annotation, biological process: negative regulation of substrate adhesion-dependent cell spreading; regulation of Arp2/3 complex-mediated actin nucleation; negative regulation of cell motility. Gene Ontology annotation, molecular function: kinesin binding; AP-1 adaptor complex binding. The record is from RefSeq and is a predicted model, not a curated record. The transcript is spliced from 10 exons. Gene Ontology annotation, cellular component: endosome. NCBI's taxonomy places the organism in Eukaryota, Metazoa, Chordata, Actinopteri, Perciformes, Gasterosteidae.
ACCUCUGGUCUAGAAGCCUAAUUCCGUCCAAUAAAUACACACAUCUAGGAUCUGAUGACUGAUAUUGAAUACACAGCGAACAUAAAUUGAACUAUAUUUAUAUUUAAUGCAUUAGGUUCUGCCAAAGCCUUGCUGCAAAGCGUAUCCAACAGGAGAAGAAAAGGACAGCAGGUGGUGGUGUUGAACACGUCUAUGGUGCGCUGUCAUCAACAGAAGAGGAAGAAGGAAGUGGCAGGACUGGACUUGGAGAUGUAGUUAGCUGCCUCCACUGAAGCACCAGCCGCUUACUAGCUAGGCAGCUAUAUACCAUUAGUGUUUGACAAUGCGAUGGGUAACUGCUGGGGAUAUUGUGUGGGGCUCUUCAGGAGAGAAGCCAACAGAAUCCAGAGAGGAGGCGGUUCAAAGUACUUCCGAAGCAGCACCACAGGGGAACAUUAUACAAUAGAGUUUGAAAAUCUCGUAGAGAGUGAUGAGGCAGAGAGUCCGCAGCCCUGUCCGAGGCCCAUCAGUGAAGAUGAGAUCAAGCACCUCAAAGAUCACCGCUACACUGCACUCUCAGAUCAUCAGAUCCUGAUAGACCAGAAGCUCCAAGUGGAGUUAGAGGCACAAGAGGAGAAGUUGAGGCUAGAAGAGGAGGCUAGAAAUGCCACCCAGCGCGAGGCCGCCAGGUUGGCACGUGAACGCAAAAUGAAGGAGCUGCCUGCCCAGAGGAGCCGCGGGAAAGCAGAUGGCUCUGGCGGCGACCCUCGGCGAAGAAAACAAAACUCCGGGGAGGAUUUUGACGUCUACCUCCAGAAUGUAAAAGCCCAGUCGGAGGCCUUCAGGGGGAACAGACUGCCGUCCGAAACCAACGCGGUGACUCCCAACACAGAGUGCAGCUGGGACUUCACCACCAAGACCCGCUCCACCAACGAUGACGGGACCUCGCUGGAUCUGGAGUGGGAAGACGAGGAAGGAAUCAACCGGGGACUCCCGGUGUGGGAGAGGUCCCGGACGGAGGAGGACAUCCUGCGCGCAGCCCUGAGGCCGGGUGGCAAGCAGGCCAGCAGCGGGCCGCCCUCGGCCUCGGAGGACUCCAACGCGCUGGAGUGGGAGAACGAUUUUGUGGGCACCCACUCCGAGGACAAUGCAGACACUGAGUUUGAAGGGUUUGUCAACCCGGUCCUAGACACUCCCACCGAGGGCGGCCCGGAUGGCGGCCUCGGGUUGGACAACCAGGACAGAUAGUGUCCAGCCCCACGGGAGGCGCUCGUCGAGUCCUCUUGAUGUCAAAGCUUUUUUUUUUUUUUUUUUCUCAUGAAAAGGAAAUGUACGCAGAUGCUCUUCAUAUUCCCGUAAUCGGAGAUGAAGCCCGGGCGGGGAGCACAGUGUGUCCGCACUGCAGUAAGAUGUGGUGUACCGUUUUUAAUCAGAGAUUUUGUUUUUUUCCAGUGCCUUCAUUAGACGUAAUAGCCAACCAUUUCUGCAUUGUGAGUUACAGAGAUCAGUAACCACCCCCGACUGCCUUCCACAUGUCAUCUAGCUGCACCAAACUGCAGAAGAAGUCCUCGGUCAGCCUCGGUUUCUGCUCUGCCGUUCAUUUUAAUCAAGUUGUUGCAUGAUGUUUAAAAAAAAACGAAGAAAAAACAGAAUUUCAUAUAAAGCAUGGAUUUGUUAAUCUUCAGAACUUUCCUCGCUGUUGGGUUGAAAGCGCCCCAGCAUACCGUCUAACGGCGCCAUUCUCAAACAAGGCGUCAGUGCACGCAUUUUGACAUGGAAGCACCCGCUCUCGUCAUCUUACCGAUGUGGGACUUAUGGAAAGAAAAAGUGGAAUGUGAAUUUUCUGAUAUUCCUUUAGGUCAACAAAUAGGGUGCCUAUUUUACAUUCAAAACACCAUGUCAAGCUCGUCGACAUGAUUAAGCACACACAGUGAGCUUUUAAACUGCCACUUUUCUUUUUUUUCCCCUUAGAUUUGUUUUAGAAGAUCUUUUAUUUCAUAUGUUAAAAACAACAGCACAGAACAGCAACAUGUAUGUAUAUGCAGCACUAAUCAUCACUGGUGAUGCUGGUCUGUAAUCACAAUCAGUCACUGUGAACUAAAGAGAUCCAUCAGUCAUACUCAUCUCAAGGAAUUCAGUUGUGUGUGUGUGUGAGAAGCUGAUCUAAGAACUGUGUCAAUGGGACCCACAUUUUAAUUAUGAUGAGCCAUUUGGCAAUAGUUUUGAGCACAGUGCAAUAUUUUGCUUUAGUUGUGGUAACAUAGUCUGUUUUAAUCAAUCGUUUACUUUCUGUAAAAGAAGAAAGUAGUAGUAAACGAAUGUAACUCUGCAUUACUUGUCAUACUAAGUCGGAGAGGGAAAAACUCAUGUCUGUGAAAAUGUGCGGCACUCACCUUAACGACUAAGUGUAACAGAAUCCUCAUUGUCACAUUGAAUAGUUCAUGUAGAUUUUGUCACGUUUACACCGGCAGAAGGUUUGUAGUUAAAAUACAAUUGUAAAGGAUUACAAACAAAAAGAUUAGGUCACAGCAGCACCCUAACCACACAUUUCCAUUGUGAGGUUUUCCUGAACAUGAGGAACGAUGUGGGCGUGGUUUAGAAUUGGAGGCGGGGCUAUCGUUGCACUGGGAUCAGAUGGUUGAAUUUGGCACCACUGUGGUUUUCUUUUUAAUGAAUCCAUGUGGUUAAAAGACUUUAAGCUCAUCCACCAAAGCAUCGUUACACUGUACAAGGAAUGUGUGUGUUUUUUAAUUAAAGUUGGUUCUGUAAACUUACUUGUAUUUUAAUUUGUAUAACAAAUCAUUUGACUUAGUCAAUACGUUGGAAAAACAAACCAAACAUUUGUCUCCGUAAUGUUGGGAAUUCAGCUUUGGGUGGGCCAUUUAUAGCUUUCAUGUAAAUUAAAGAGUGCAUUGAUGUGAGAAUAAGCGUACACAGCCAGUUUAACAUAAGGGAACGGUCAGAUUAGAUUAACCUACUAACUUUAGGGUUUUCACGUACAGCAAAGGAUCAUCUUUGGAAGCAAAAGCAGAUGUUAAACAUGGAAAAACAGAAUUCCAUCACAGAGUUUCUACCUGUCAAUCAAACCCAUCUGACUGGCUUAGCAGUAAAACAUAACUGCCGAAUGUGUAUGAUGAUGCGAACUACAACCUUUUUCUUUUCAGCUUUGCACCAACAUUGUCUGAUGAUUUGUGCUUUGUGCAGCUCGGACUUUCCUGUAAAUAAAAGUUGUCUUUGCA